Culex pipiens pallens (northern house mosquito) is the source of this 911-nucleotide messenger RNA. Its product is annotated as pickpocket protein 28-like. NCBI's taxonomy places the organism in Eukaryota, Metazoa, Arthropoda, Insecta, Diptera, Culicidae. The record is from RefSeq and is a predicted model, not a curated record. Gene Ontology annotation, biological process: sodium ion transmembrane transport. The transcript is spliced from 2 exons. Gene Ontology annotation, cellular component: membrane. Bases 1 to 894 code for a protein of 297 amino acids. Gene Ontology annotation, molecular function: ligand-gated sodium channel activity.
AUGUACGGUGAAAAGUCAAGUGUUCGUUCUGCAGUGAAGCCACGCGAUUGGUGGAACUAUUUCACACUUUUGCUGAAGGAGUUUUGUCGUGAGAGCUCCAUCCAUGGCUUAAAAUACAUCGUUGGAUCCAACAGGGCUCUCAUAGAGAAAAUAUGGUGGCUCGUCGUGUCCUGUCUGUCCUUGUACGGCUGUGGGAAUCUCAUCCACAACAUUUUCAACAAGUGGCAGCAAGAUCCGGUGAUUGUCAGCUUCGCCACCAAGCAGGUGCCGAUCUACAAGAUUCCGUUCCCAUCGGUGACAAAUUACACAAUUCAACGCUGUGGUUGCGUUAAGUACUCGAUGCCACGACCUCCGGAUGUGAGAAUAUGUGGUCUGACCAAGGUAAACUGCUACAAAAGAGCUGCAACGGAAAUGCUCAUGUCCAGAGCGAAAAUGAUCAAGCUGGAGAAAACUCACUACAAGGACUCGUGCGAUUGCCUAGCCUCGUGUACUACAGUGCGCUAUCACAUCGAGCUGUCGCAGUCGAAUUUCAACUGGAAACAACUGCUUCCGGUUGCCAAAGAGUUUGGAAAAUCACUGGAUGGGGUUCAGAUUUCCAGCCUGGUGAUCAUGUUCAGGACGGAAGGAUUCAUUCCGGUGGUCCGAAGGGAGCUGUAUGGAACCACUGAUCUGUUGGCGAAUGCUGGGGGGUUGUUGGGACUGUUCAUGGGAAUCAGCAUUUUGAGCUUGGUUGAGAUUCUGUACUUUUGCUCAAUCAAACCCUUGCUAAUGUGGUGGAGAGGUGAUAUCGGGGUUAAGCAAGUGAGUCCCGUAAUAUCCUACACAAAUCAAGAAGGAUUCGCCGAAAGGGAUAAGUUCAAAUCGUACAACAUGGACAAGUUCUAUGUAAAGUAGGAGUCGAUGUUGUACGG